UUACGCUGGGCGGUAACGGCGGGGUAGCGCUGAGCUUCGCGGUCGGGAACCGGCGGUCGGGCUUGAUACACGAGGCCGAGGGCGGUUGGAGGAGCUGAAUGUACCGAGGGCGUUGCCAUGGAUCCCGCGGGCAAGCUGCCCCCUCCCCCCUUCUUUCAGGGCCAGCAGGAUGCUCCUUUCUCCAAGGCGGGGGAGCUGGGUGGGCCGCGCGCUCCGCCCAUCCUCGGCCCCUCCUUUAGUUUUAAACCCCACGGCACCUUCCCGGCUUCUCUAAACUUGGGCGCCCCGAUGGCCUCCGCGUUCGGGCAGGUUGAGGGCAGCUUCCGAGGGUUCGGGAGGCCGAACGCCCCCAGGCCUAGGGCUGGCGGGCUGGACACCAAGUCGCCGUCCAACAGGCGGCCUCCGUUUUACAUCUCGCAGCCUCUGAGCGUCAGGGAAAUGGCCCUCUUCGCCCCUCCACAGUCCGUAGGCGGCCCCUCCUUCAAUUUCUCCCAGCCGACCAGCAGCGCGAUCCUCUCCGGCCUCUACAGGUCGCCCCGGCCGCCUGCGGCUGCCAGUUUGCCAAACGCCUUCAGCUUUUCGCAGCCGGCGGCCAUGAGCACCGCUCCCGGGGGCUUUCGUUUCGUCCAUCCCAGCCCCGGCAACAGCUCAGCCCCGUUCACCUUUUCUCAACCGAGCUCGGCCGUCUCGCUCGAUCACUCUGUAUCCAACAAGAAAGUGGCUGGUGAAGAAAAAGCAACUCCGAAGUCGGGCUUUGGAGGGACUGAUGCAACGUCGCAGGGCUGUCAUGAGGGGAAACGCAGUGCAACAGCAACCACUCCAACCCCAGCAAAGUUUGGGCUCACUUCCAAACACGAAGGGCAGGAGGGACAGCUGAUGCCCAGGAAGGGGAUGAAAAGGAAAGACAAGCGAGACAGGUCACCAUACCAGCUUGAACUCAGUGCUGCUAAAGAACAAGCCACAGAACCCAAAAACAGUCCAUCUCCAAGGAAACGGCUGUCGAAAGUUACACCAUCAGCGGGAGUCUUCAGUCGCACGCUUCAAGAUGUGUUGAAGGGCAGCAAGAGGGAGUCAAAAAGAGUCAGCACACCUUCAGAAAGUGAAACGAUCGAAAAGUUAAAGCUGUUAUCGGAGACAAGCAUCCCUUUGGAGUGGCCUGCUCCAUUGAGAAAAGAACCAAGAAAGAGAGUCAGAGAUGAUUUUGCCAGCAGAUUUUGCUCUCGGAGGCUACGUCGUAGGGACAGCACAGACAGUCUAUCCGGUGUUCCUUUGUCAGACCUCACCACGAUCCAGUGCAAAAAUGUCCCAGUAGAUUUGAAUACAAAGGAGAUCAUUAAGAAACACUUCUCGCAGUUUGGCAAGGUGCAGCGGGUAUAUUGCCAAACCAGUAAGGGACUGGCAGUGGUUCACUUCUCUGAUCACGCAUCUGCGUCCAAUGCAAAGAGAAAAGGAAAAACACUUCACAAGAAACAGAUUGAAAUAUUUUGGCAACGGAAAAAGAACAGUCCUGGGAAAAAGUCUUCACUGGAAAAAGAAGUACUGAAAGGCAAUGAAGAGAAACACAGCAAGGAUAAGGUUAACUUAGAACAAUCAUCUCCACGCAAUCCACCUCCAAGAUCAUCUUCCGGAGCUCCUGUGAGCAAGUCGCCUGUGAAGAAACCAUCUGCUUUGAAGACUCUGCAGUCAGAGAAAGAAUCUCAGGAUCCACAAGAGUCUGAAGAUCAGGUAUCAAUUCCUGAACAUGUGGGGGCGCUACCUUCCUCCCUCAGUCAUCUAACUGGUACAGUUGCCAUUACUGCUGAAGACAAAUACAGGGUACUUGACCAGAGGGACAAGUUAAUGAGACAAGCUCGAGUGAAAAGAACUGAGCUGGAGAAGGCAAAAGCUGUCGUGGGGACAUGUUUGGAUAUGUGUCCAGAAAAAGAGCGUUACAUGAGGGAGACAAGAUACCAACUUAGCUCUUUUGAGACUAUUCCUGGCACUGAUAAGGUUAACCAUGAAGCUGCCAUCAAAGAAUAUAGCAGGUCAUCUGCAGAUCAGGAAGAACCUUUACCCCAUGAGCUUCGGCCUGCUCCUGUCCUGAAAAUGACUAUGGAUUAUCUUGUGACAAAGAUCAUGGAUUUGGGCGAAGGCAAUUACCGGGAUUGGUAUGAUUUUGUAUGGAAUAGAACUCGUGGAGUAAGAAAGGAUAUUACUCAGCAGCAUCUCUGUAAUCAGCUGACAGUGGCACUUAUUGAGAAAUGUACACGGUUCCACAUCCACUGCAGUCAUCACCUUUGUGAGGAGCCAAUGUUCUCCUAUGAUGCCAAAAUAAAUGAUGAAAAUCUGACUAAGUGCUUGCAAAGUCUAAAAGAAAUGUACCAGGACUUGGCAACUAAGGAUACCUACUGUGAGAAUGAGGCAGAGUUUCGAGGCUACCACGUGCUACUCAAUCUCAAUGAGGGAGAUAUUCUCCGAGAAGUCCAGCAGUUGCGUGCAGUUGUCCGGAACUCCCCAGAGGUGAAAUUGGCAGUCCAGGCCUUUGCUGCUCUUAACAACAACAACUUUGUGCGAUUUUUCAAGCUGGUUAGAUCAGCCUCUUAUCUCAAUGCUUGCAUAUUGCACCGUUACUUCAAACAGAUACGUCGUGAGGCUUUGAAGACUUUGACUUUUGCAUUCACAGUCAGUUCUCAGCGAUCUACAAUGUUUCCAAUGGAGACUCUUGUUCGAAUAUUGCUGUUUAAAGAUUGUGAGGAGGCAGAAGAAUUCACCAAGGAUUAUGGUCUAAGUUUAAAUGAUGGAUGUGUUGAGUUGAACCGAUCAGCGUUAUCUGAUCCAGAUUAUCCAUUGUUGCCCAAGAAGUCCCUGUUUAUUGAUCAGAAACGGACUACUCUGAUUGGGGAGGUCGUGAAUGGAGGACCUCUACCCCUAUUUACACCACACGCCCCUAUUUUGAGCUUUGACAGUCAAGGGCGAUAUAUUGGGGAGAGCCGUGAGUCAAAUAUUGCUGGCCAGAAACCAAUCGUGAGUGAAGAAGGUGGUCAAGAAGCAGCAAAAAAAGUUGAAACUCCACUUAUUACAUCGUCUGUACCACUAGAGAACCAAACUUCAGCCCAAGAAACGCCUGCUGUCGCACAGUGCUCUCCGCCAUCGCCAUUGCCUCAGAUUGCUGCUCCAGUGGUUGUGCUGGUGCCUAUCGCCCCUCAGGUGCCUGCUGUGCCUAUCGCCCCUCAGGUGCCUGCUGUGCCUAUCGCCCCUCAGGUGCCUGCUGCACCUCCACCCAAGCCUCAACCAGUCUAUUCUGAAAAGAUGAUAGUCGAAGUCGUCAAAGAUGUGGUAAAUGAUAUAGUGAAGGAUGUUCUCCGCGUGGAGUGUAAAGAACUGGCAAAAGCAGGGUCAGCUUUUGCUGCUGAAGCCAUCAGUUUGUCAAACAGAUCGUCGGAGGAGCUGAUAGCAGAAGUUACCAAGGAUAUGCUGAUGCAGACUUCAUCUGAGGAGCUUCAGGCAGAGAGACAGAGGAUUGAAGAUGAAAAACGCAGAAUUGAACAGGCCAGAUUGAAGAAGGAACGGGAGUUGUGGAAGAGCCAGUACAGUCAAACACUGUGUGAGGAAAUUACAGAGCAAGUUGUGGAUUACUCUGUAAGAAAAUGUGCUAUUCAGGAGCUAAGGCUUGCAGUGGAGGUGGACAGGCGAGCCCGGAUUAACCGCUGUUCAACAGAGUUCUGCAGCUGCCUCAUUAAAGAAACACUGGACAGUGAGAUCUUCCAAGUAGUGAAGGAGACUCUGCAGGAAGUGCAUUGUUUCUGCAAAUAUUUAAAGAAAUGGAGAGCUACUGCAGAAGCUCGGAAACGCCUGAGGAAUGAAAUGUGGACAUUCCCAGCAGCUCCAGGCAUGGCUGGCCCCAACUGCAAACUGAGUCACCACCUGGAGAAUCCAGACCUGCCACACGAUGACAACCUCAGCAUCUCAUGUCUCCGGUUGCUGCAGAGGAGGAAGGAGACUGCUCAUCAAAUGAAGGUUCAAAACUUCUACCAGCAGCUCCUCUGUGAAGCUGCCUGGACUCCUUUGGAUUUGUUCACAUUGGUGGCAGAUAACUUCCCAACUCGUCAAGACAAAAUCUUCUGGAAGGUUGUUCUGCUGUUGCCAAGUGAUGAUGAAUAUGGACUUAGUGAUAACAACAGAACUUUGAUUGAUUGGCUGAAAACAAAAUUCCAAGGAACUGAAAAGCUGGAUGAUGCUGAUAAUGUCAUUCAGACACAUCUAUGUGAAGCAGUGAAGAAGGACGAAGCAAUUGACGUAAUUGUGCACAUCUGUGUUAAGUUGACUAAAGGCCCUCUAAGUGACACAGACGUGGAUGCAAUGGAACAGCGGAAGGAACUGCUGGGAACAUCUGCUCUGAUCCUCUUGCUACCAGCUCAAGAAGAAGGCACUGACCAGGAGGAAGAGGAAGUGUACUGGCUGUCAGCAAUGCUGCAAGUCAGACAACUUUUACAAGCUAAACCUUUAAAUCCUGCAGUUCCACUGGUCAUCCUUGUUCCGUGCGAAGAGAUAUCAUUGAAUGAGAAAGAGGUGAUAGAAGGUCUAAAACUUGAAGCGCUGGUGGCCACUCACCUUGUGUCUGAGUAUUUGAUUGUCCUGAUCCCGGGAAAAAGCAACUACCUUCAGGGAUCAAACAAGGUCUCUGAAGCUGUGAGGUGGCUGGCCUCACGUUGUCCAUCACCACCAGAGCUUUGCUGCCAGACUCUGAUCCAGUUCAUUGAGGAUGGGCUGUGCCGAGGGUUUAGUGACCAGUUUUACAAUGAUAAAUCUGAAAGGCAACAGGCUGCAUUGCCUUCCCAGGAUCCCAGCUUCAUCAUUGAGUUUUACAACAAUGUGCUGCGUUUCCUGGCAGAGGUUGUGUCCUCUGAACAACUGUACAACCUUUCUUGGCCAGUUGCUGAAUUCUGUGGACCUGUUGCUCAUGAAAUAGUGGCACACAAAGAAUGGAAUUCCAAUAACCACCUAGCCUGGCUAAGGAAUGCAGUGCUGUCUUUUCAGCUGCCAGUGAUGGAUCUCCCUCCCUUGAUUGCUCCAUGGGCUAAGGUUUGUGAUAUGAUCUUCCAUUACGUGUGUCAGGUCCCAGUGUCACAGCAAACUCGCCCACUGCUGCUUUCAAGGGUUGAGCACCUCCUGAACACAGUCUAUAGCAAAUGGAGAGACAGCUGUCCUUUGACGUUGGAAACCUCGCUUUAUGAGGGGCCAUUGGUUUCAGAAAUACCUUGGGAUGAAAUUGUUCUCAUAUGCAUUGACCAUCGAUUGAGAGAAUGCGUAGCCCCAAAACAACCUUGUGCUUCAGAAGCUAUAAGUGAAGAUGGUCAGAUCCUAGUCUAUUAUUUUCAGGACGAUUUGAAAAAAUAUAAAUGGCCUCCAUUGUGGGAACAGGCACGAUCAAAUACCCAGAUGGAAAUCCAAGAAGCCCCUCAGAGAUUGCCACAGAAGCAGGCAUACUCCUCAGUUAAGCAGAGGUCAGAAAAGCGAUCAUACACUAUAAAGGACAGUUCUGAAGAAACCCUUCAGGACAGGACUCCUUCUGCUUUGGAUAUUACCCAUACUGCUACAGCAGCAGAACUUCUACCAGGACGAUUGCUGUCCGAAAUUGAAAUAGAAAGAAAGGAGAAUAAAAGGUGUGAGGAGCAACUGCAUCGCUGGCUGGAUGAGGGCCCAUUUGAUUCGAUUGCUUUACCCGUUUACCUCCCACAGAGUUUGGUUUCUGCUGAAGUUGUUGUCCCCAUGCACAGAGUGUCUACUGUAACCACACUACAGGAGGAUGCUACUAACGGACACACUAAGGACAUCAGUAUGAAUAACUCAGAUUGGCUAAAUGAUUCAACAAUGACCUUAUCAGAUAAACUGAAAGAGUUUAAAAGAUUGAUCCAAACCAAUCAAGAGGAAGAACUGGUUUGUGAGCGUCACCUGUCUCUCUUACUAGAAGUAGCUGACACCUGAUGGAACCAGCAGACAAGCUGGUGUUUGACAUAUAUUAUAGACACUGCUUGAGUGGAGCUUCACUGAAGCUUGAGAACUUUUCUCAUUUCCAUUGUUCUGCUCCUUCAAAUAUUCAUUCAAUAUUUGUUGCUGCCAAUCAUGUGAUUUAAUCUACAACUUGAUACUCCAGACAAUGUUUUAACUGGAUUUCAUUCAACUUACUCCCAACUAUUUCUAUAAAAUUUCUUUCUUUAGCUACUGAAACUUUUUACUUUGAUUGCAGAGAAUCAACUUUGCACCUGUUAUGUUUUAGUAAAGUUAUGCUUAUUAUUGAAAUGUGGUGAUAUGUUACCUUGGUUUGCAGGGUUUUUUUUCCAGUGAAAGGAAUUGUAAGAUGUUGACAAGGAUAACUUGCAAGCACAGUGUUAAGAUCUGUAGAUACCAUGCAAAAUAAGGCAGCUUCAACAAUAAGCGUUAGGAUGAUUUUGUCUGCUGGUUUUUAGUACCUUUAUAACACUUGAAUAUGCGAACUACUUAGAUCAUUUAUCCUAUUUCAGAAAGGUAAAGAGGAAAAAUCAAGUUCAAACAUGGUAUUGCACUGACAGCUUUAAAAGGAACUGAAAAGUUUGUGGUGCUUUGUAUUAUGUACAGUAUUUUUUUGAGACCACAAUAGUCUUUUUAAAAAGUGUAGCAGCUUCCCCAAAGGAAUGGAAAAGACAUUGUUGGUCAUGACAUCUGUAAGUUUCCUAUUUAGAGUUUUAACCUUUUUCAAAUGUAGAUAAACUGUCAGACAUGUUUCCAGAUAUUUGUUCUCAUUCCUUUCCAGUAAAAGGUUAGGUACAUGUAAAGAUUCAAUUUACAUCUGUAUGCUUUAAUGGACAUGGGAAUUAUCUGUUAUAUAAUGUAAUGCUUUAAACAUGAUUAAAAUGAUUGAUCUUGCAUCUAUUUGAAAUGACUGGCUGUUGUCUGGUACAGCAAAUGAAUAGGAGCAAGUAAUCACACGGUGGCUUCAAGUUACAAUUUGUUACACAUUCCAGGUUGAUUUGUGUUAAUGUGUAUUCCAACAUUAAGCAUAAAAACGGACAAAAUAGUGGAUACUGUAAGUCAAAAACAAAAAUCACUGGAAAGGCUCAGCAGGUGUGGAAACAUCAGUGGAGAGAAAUCCCGAGUUAACAUUUGGGGUCAAGUGACCCUCUGGGCUGAAAAAGGGAGACGUUGAAUUGGAAAGUGCAAAUUUGACAUUUUACAGGUAAUGCUGGACCGGAGCUUUUCCAGCAAUUUCUGUUUUUGUUUCUGACAUUGUGAUGUACAGCUUGUCUAGAGAUAACUGGCAAUAAACUGUUAACAGUUUUAAAACUGA
Molecule: messenger RNA, 7303 nt
Organism: Chiloscyllium plagiosum (whitespotted bambooshark)
Lineage: Eukaryota; Metazoa; Chordata; Chondrichthyes; Orectolobiformes; Hemiscylliidae
Gene: mcm3ap
Product: minichromosome maintenance complex component 3 associated protein
Biological process (GO): mRNA export from nucleus
Cellular component (GO): cytoplasm; transcription export complex 2; nucleus
Molecular function (GO): RNA binding
Source: RefSeq, a predicted model, not a curated record